Molecule: messenger RNA, 2333 nt
Organism: Talpa occidentalis (Iberian mole)
Lineage: Eukaryota; Metazoa; Chordata; Mammalia; Eulipotyphla; Talpidae
Gene: APEX2
Product: apurinic/apyrimidinic endodeoxyribonuclease 2
Exons: 6
Coding region: 88-1635 (515 amino acids)
Biological process (GO): base-excision repair
Cellular component (GO): nucleus
Molecular function (GO): double-stranded DNA 3'-5' DNA exonuclease activity; DNA-(apurinic or apyrimidinic site) endonuclease activity; phosphoric diester hydrolase activity
Source: RefSeq, a predicted model, not a curated record
GUCGGGCCUGGUGACGCGUUAGACCAACAAUUCGGUGCACCUAGGUUUGGCGCGGGCCUGGAAGGCCUUCUAAUUCUCUACCAGAGAAUGUUGCGAGUGGUUAGCUGGAACGUCAAUGGGAUCCGGAGCCCCCUGCAAGGGUUGGUGAAAGAGGAACCCAGCAACUGUACCUCCGGAGAUAUGGGGCGCAUUUUGGACAAGCUGGAUGGUGACAUCGUCUGCCUCCAGGAGACCAAAGUGACUAGAGAUGUGCUGACAGAGCCUCUGGCUAUCAUUGAGGGCUAUAAUUCCUAUUUCAGCUUCAGCCGCAACCGUAGUGGCUAUUCUGGUGUAGCCACCUUCUGUAAGGACAGUGCUACCCCAGUGGCUGCUGAAGAAGGCCUGAGUGGCCUACUUGCCACUCAGAAUGGCUACAUAGGUUGCUAUGGAAACAUGGAUGAGUUCUCCCGUGAGGAACUUCGGGCUCUGGAUAGUGAGGGUCGGGCCCUCCUCACACAGCACAAAAUCCGCACGGAGGAAGGAAAGGAGAAGACCCUGACCUUAAUCAAUGUUUACUGUCCCCAUGUGGACCCUGGGAAACCUGAGCGGCUAGCUUUUAAGAUGCGUUUCUAUCGCUUGCUGCAGAUCCGAGCAGAAGCCCUCCUGGCAGCUGGCAGCCAUGUGAUCAUUUUGGGUGACCUGAAUACAGCCCACCGCCCCAUUGACCACUGGGAUGCAGUCAAUGUGGAAUGCUUUGAAGAGGACCCAGGGCGCAAGUGGAUGGAUGGCUUGCUCAGUGACCUGGAGUGCCAGGAUGGAUUCCACAUAGGGCCAUUUAUUGAUACCUACCGCUGCUUUCAACCAAAGCAGGAGAGGGCCUUCACCUGCUGGUCAACAGUCACUGGUGCCCGCCAUCUGAACUAUGGCUCCCGGCUUGACUAUGUGCUGGGGGACAAAAACCUGGUCAUAGACACCUUCCAGGCCUCCUUCCUGUUGCCUGAGGUGAUGGGCUCUGACCAUUGUCCUGUGGGUGCAGUCCUGAGUGUGUCCUCUGUACCUGCAAAACAGUGCCCGCCUCUGUGCACCCGCUUUCUCCCUGAGUUUGCAGGCACCCAGCUGAAGAUCCUUCAAUUCCUUGUUCGUCUGGAACAAGAUUCUGUGUAUAAGCAGUCGGCACUGCAACUCGGUAAUCAAAUUCAGGUACAGAAGCACCAAAGCAAAGCCUGUGUGCGCUCAACUAGGCCUCGACCAAGUCAGGUUCGCUCCAGCAGAGGCCAAAAAAACUUGAAGAGCUACUUUCAACCAUCCUCUAACUGUCCCCAAGCUUUUCCUAACCUGGAGCUUCCAAACCUAGAUGGUUUUGUGACUCCAAAGACACCAGAAGAGGUAAUGGCCAAAGUGGUGGUGCAGACGAAGGCAUCAGAUUCAGAAGCCAAAGAUGAGAAGGAGGUGCAAACCUCAUUCUGGAAAUCUGUGCUAGGGGGGCCUUUGCCUGUGCCCCUCUGUGGGGGACACAAGGAGCCAUGUGUAAUGCGAACUGUAAAGAAGCCAGGGCCCAACCUGGGCCGCCAUUUCUACAUAUGUGCUAGGCCCCAGGGUCCUCCCACUGACCCCUCCUCCCGCUGCAACUUCUUCCUUUGGAGCAGGCCCAGCUGAACCAACCUAGACCUAGGGAUAUCUGAUAUGAUCAGUUCUUCUGUACAUGAUCUAAGGCGAGCUCCUUCCUAAAUUACCUCCUCCUCCCCCAGGGCCUUUUCCUUUUCUUUCCUUCACUUUUUCCCUCCUCCAGGGUCCUUUCCUUUCUCUUCCUCAUACACAUCUCAUUAGAGAGCUUCAUGUGCCUUAAAACUGAUCCAGGCCACUGUCUCACUUCUGACAGGAAGGUUACUCCAGGAAGAUGUGAUUUUUAAACCCCUUCCUUCCUUGUUGGAAAAUAUGCUUAUUCUUAAAUAAAACUUGUCUCUGUUUUAUCUCACCGUGUUGUGUGGACCUUUUAGAUGUGCUCCAUGGAGUUGAGUCUGAGAUGUUAUCUCAGAAUUGGAUUGCCACCAGCCUGUAUGACAGAAAUAAAACUCCCAGAGAAGGGGGGGGAGUGGAGUGGCAUAUACCAUAAAGGGCUCUGCUGAGUUGUAUAGGUUCCCUGCAUUACUGAGGUUGGAUCAAUAAGAAUGGUAGGUAUGGUGUGGCAGAAAGUUCAAGUGGACUUUGUGGCCUUAAAUCAGGGUUUCCCAAUUGCCGUGUCCCGCAGCUGCUAUACAUGGCUUACAAUGUGAGAAGAAAUGGGUCCUUAUGUCAUUGAGUUUCCAGGCCAGGAAUUGCACAAGUGUCUGGGAAGAUUACCUUCUAGGCAAGUA